This is a messenger RNA of Vigna umbellata (rice bean), 903 nucleotides long. Its product is annotated as putative glutathione S-transferase parA. NCBI's taxonomy places the organism in Eukaryota, Viridiplantae, Streptophyta, Magnoliopsida, Fabales, Fabaceae. Gene Ontology annotation, biological process: glutathione metabolic process. Gene Ontology annotation, molecular function: glutathione transferase activity. Gene Ontology annotation, cellular component: cytoplasm. The record is from RefSeq and is a predicted model, not a curated record.
AUGUUUCAUUCUUGGCAAACAAGUAAUGCACAUGCAUAAAUACCCCAAACCCAGAAGCAACUAAACCAUAUGAACAAUCUCAGUCUCAGAUUAAAACUAAUCCAACUAAACCACACACAUUCUCAAGGCAAAAAUGGCAGAUUCCAAUGUGGUUCUACUGGAUUUCUGGCCAAGCUCUUACGGAAUGAGAGUGAAAAUCGCUUUGGCAGAGAAGGGUAUCUCGUAUGAGUGCAAGCAAGAAGAUUUAGAAGCUAAAAGCUCUCUGCUUCUAGAGAUGAACCCAGUUCACAAAAUGAUACCAGUUUUGAUUCAUAAUGCAAAACCCAUCUGUGAGUCACUCAAUAUUGUUCAGUACAUUGACGAGGCAUGGAAACACAAAUCCUCUCUGCUUCCCUCUGACCCUUACAAGCGAUCCCAAGCCAGGUUUUGGGGCGAUUACAUUGACAAAAAUGUAUACAAUGCUGUGAAGAGGGUAUGGUCGGGGAAGGGUAAAGAGCAAGAAGAGUGGAAGAAAGAACUGAUAGAAUGUUUGAAGAGGCUGGAAGAUGAACUUGGAGACAAGGCAUAUUUUGGUGGUGAAGAGUUUGGGUAUGUGGAUGUGGCUCUUGUUCCUUUCACUAGCUGGUUUUACACGGUUGAGACGUUUGGGAAACUAAGCAUUGAAGAUGAGUGUCCAACACUUGUGGCUUGGGCCAAAAGGUGCAUGCAGAAAGAGAGUGUGGCCUCAUCACUCCCUCACCCUGAACAGAUCUAUGCUUUUUCCCUGCAAUAUAAACACAGACAUGGACUUCAGUAGAUACAUGUCUGUUAUUACAAUUACGUUGUAAGAAGUAUAUGUACUACGUGUGUGUCUGUGUUUUUUUCUUGGAAGUUACAAUCUCUUGUUUAUAAAAUAAAUUACAU